AUGAAGGAGAAGUAUAUGCAGACCAUGUCUUCAAGCCCCCGAUGCUUUGCGAGUUCAAAGCAAGCUAAAUUAGCUGAAGGGACUGACAGAAUUAGCAGUUUACCAGAUGAAAUUCUUGGGCACAUACUUUCUUUUCUUCCAACAAAGCAUGCAGUCGGAACUAGUGUUUUAUCACACAGGUGGCAGUAUCUUUUUACUCUGAUUUUAACGAGACACUCAUGUUUUCUUCUAGAGGUUCAGUGGCUAGCUAUCAUGAUCUGUCAUAGUCGAAAUUACAUAGUCUGCAUGAAAAAUAUUCAAAGGGAUAUACCAGAUUCAAAGUUUGCAUUACUCAAAGGUGUUUCAGAGCUUGAUAUCUUCACAUAUCGGUUUAAUUCAAGUGUUACACAACAACUUUUCAUGUGUGCAACAUUGGUGGUGCUGAAGUUACAUGCAAAAUCCGAAAUGAAAUUACCUGAUGAAUCUUACUUUUUGCCAAAUCUGAAGUUCCUGCAACUUGAGUUUGCCAAAUUUCCAGUGAACUUCCCUUUGACCAGGCUGAUAUCUGGCUGUCCAAUGCUGGAGGAUUUGGUCCUUGAAGGCGGAUGGGAAGAUUUUAAUGUUAUUAACAUUUCUUCUCCUACUCUGAUAAAUUUGACCUUGGAUUUUAUAUCCUUUGGGUAUCAGUAUGACCGGCCUACGACUGAUGUUUUGCUUGAUCUUCCCAAUCUGCUUCAUUUCAAUUAUGAGGAUCACUUGGCAAUCAUUACUGCAUGA
Messenger RNA from Chenopodium quinoa (quinoa), 756 nucleotides. RefSeq names its product F-box/LRR-repeat protein At4g14103-like. The transcript is spliced from 2 exons. Bases 1 to 756 code for a protein of 251 amino acids. Lineage: Eukaryota; Viridiplantae; Streptophyta; Magnoliopsida; Caryophyllales; Amaranthaceae. The record is from RefSeq and is a predicted model, not a curated record. Gene Ontology annotation, molecular function: protein binding.